Molecule: messenger RNA, 8937 nt
Organism: Camelus dromedarius (Arabian camel)
Lineage: Eukaryota; Metazoa; Chordata; Mammalia; Artiodactyla; Camelidae
Gene: A1CF
Product: APOBEC1 complementation factor
Exons: 12
Coding region: 138-1931 (597 amino acids)
Cellular component (GO): nucleus
Molecular function (GO): mRNA binding
Source: RefSeq, a predicted model, not a curated record
GAUAUGAUGAUUAGAGCAUAACCCGAGUGACACGCUGAAUUCGCCAUAAUCAAGGAAACCUUUUCCGGGUGGGGAUCUCUGAAAUCACUCAGUGAGCAACCCUAAUUAACCUGAUUUUUUGCUGAUAAUCACCCUCAAUGGAAUCAAAUCACAAAUCCGGGGAUGGAUUGAGCGGCACCCAGAAGGAAGCAGCCCUCCGCGCACUGGUCCAGCGCACAGGAUAUAGCUUGGUCCAGGAAAAUGGACAAAGAAAAUAUGGUGGUCCCCCACCUGGCUGGGAUGCUGCACCCCCAGAAAGGGGCUGUGAAAUUUUUAUUGGAAAACUUCCCCGAGACCUUUUUGAAGAUGAACUUAUACCAUUAUGUGAAAAAAUUGGUAAAAUUUAUGAAAUGAGAAUGAUGAUGGAUUUUAAUGGCAACAAUAGAGGAUAUGCAUUUGUAACAUUCUCAAAUAAACAGGAAGCCAAGAACGCCAUCAAGCAACUUAAUAAUUAUGAAAUUAGAAAUGGACGCCUCCUAGGGGUUUGUGCCAGCGUGGACAACUGCCGAUUGUUCGUAGGGGGAAUCCUGAAAACUAAAAAGAGAGAAGAAAUCUUAUCAGAGAUGAAAAAGGUCACCGACGGAGUGGUGGAUGUCAUCGUCUACCCGAGUGCGGCGGAUAAAACCAAAAACCGGGGCUUUGCCUUCGUGGAGUACGAGAGUCAUCGGGCGGCGGCCAUGGCCCGGAGGAAGCUUCUACCAGGAAGAAUUCAGUUAUGGGGACAUCCUAUUGCAGUAGACUGGGCAGAACCGGAAGUAGAAGUUGAUGAAGACACGAUGUCUUCAGUGAAAAUCCUGUAUGUAAGAAAUCUAAUGCUGUCUACCUCUGAAGAGAUGAUUGAGAAAGAAUUCAACAAUAUUAAACCAGGUGCUGUGGAGAGGGUGAAGAAAAUCCGAGACUAUGCCUUCGUGCACUUCACUAACCGCGAAGACGCAGUGGAGGCGAUGAAAGCUUUAAAUGGGAAGGUGCUGGAUGGUUCCCCCAUUGAAGUAACCCUAGCCAAACCAGUGGACAAGGAUAGUUAUGUUAGGUACACCCGAGGAACAGGUGGAAGGGGCACCAUGCUGCAAGGAGAGUACACCUACUCUUUGGGCCACGUUUAUGAUCCCACCACAACCUACCUUGGAGCUCCUGUCUUCUAUGCCCCCCAGGCCUACACAGCGAUCCCCAGCCCUCAUUUCCCAGCCACCAAAGGACAUCUUGGCAACAGGGCCAUUAUCCGAGCCCCUUCUGUUAGAGAAAUUUACAUGAAUGUACCUGUAGGGGCUGCGGGAGUGAGAGGACUGGGAGGCCGUGGCUAUUUGGCUUACACAGGCCUGGGCCGUGGAUACCAGGUCAAAGGAGACAAGAGAGAAGACAAACUCUAUGAUCUUUUACCUGGGAUGGAGCUCACCCCAAUGAAUCCUGUCACUUUAAAACCCCAAGGAAUUAAACUUGCUCCCCAGAUAUUAGAAGAAAUUUGUCAGAAAAAUAACUGGGGACAGCCAGUGUACCAGCUGCACUCUGCCAUUGGACAAGAUCAAAGGCAACUCUUCUUAUACAAAAUCACCAUCCCUGCCCUGGCCAGCCAGAAUCCCGCAAUCCAUCCUUUCACACCUCCGAAGCUAAGUGCCUACAUGGAUGAAGCCAAGACGUAUGCAGCCGAGUACACCCUGCAGACCCUGGGCAUCCCCACUGAUGGAGCCAAUGCCGCCACCACAGCUGCUGCUGCCGCUGCCGCUUCUGCUGCCGCGUUUCCAGGCUACGGUCUCCCAAAUGCACCUGCCUCCAUGUCCGCAGCCCAACUCAAGCAGGCAGUGACCCUGGGACAAGACUUGGCAGCAUAUACGACGUAUGAGGUCUACCCCACUUUUGCAGUGACUGCCCGAGGGGAUGGCUAUGGGACCUUCUGAAGACAUCUUUCUUUUCAUUUAGGAAUGAAACACACAAAGCUCGAUAGAGAAGAAAUAAACCUCUCACUCAGUCCCUUAAUGAUCACAAGUAAUACUUUCCCCAGAGUGAUGCCGUUCUGGAUAUGGUCUAGCUUAUACUGAUUGUAGAAUUGUGAUAUGAGAACCUUAUUCCUAAUGAAAUCAAAUGUUAGGAAGCCAUUUGUCUAACAGAAAGCUAAAGAGCCAUUUCCCCCUGAAAGUUGUCCUUCCAAGGUUCCUGAGUGUCUUGGGAGUAUGUUUACAUACCCUGACAGAGUGAAGAGAGAUCUUUAGCCAGUAAGAGUUCAGGGGCUAAGCAGAUCUGGGCAGCCAGUAACAACCAAAGGAGCCAAGUAAAUUCCAGAGUCUUAACCCCUGGCUCACAGCUGCUUUUGUAAUACACAAAGUCACAAAAGGCAAAGGGACAGUAGGAGAUGCCCUUCCACACACAUUCCCCAUUGCCCACUGCGUGGUACAUGCCCAUAGGCUGGAGCUCUUGAGAGACUGUCCAAGGUCUAAUGGAGUCAGCAUCAUUUCAGUCUGAAAACUCCAUCCAGUCAAUCUGUCAUAGGUCAGGAUCUUCUCAUCCCCUGCAGCCCAUGGGGACUUGGAAAUUGACAUGAUGUGUUACAGCUAUAGUUUAAACAAACCCAGGCCCAUUGUUUAUUAAACUCAUUAGCCCACACCUCUUUUGCCUGGAACUCCUCCCCUUCCCAAGGAUGCCCACAACAUAAUAGACAUGCCUACUUGAAAUGACUUUUUCUCAUUUUAAACAUUUUGACUUGUCCAUACUGAUUUAGUCUCAUCUCAGUCUCAUUUUGCUCAUCUGUCAUAGCAUAAAAUAAUUCAAAUCUAUAGAAUAUCAUUUAUGAUACUUUUUCCUAUUCAGAAAAUUGACAGAAAAGUCAUUUCAAACAAAGGGAGAGGUGAAGAUCUACUCUCAUUUCUUUGAUGUUUUUGUAGCACCCAGCCCCCAUCCAGCAUUCAGAGACAGUUACAUUAACUUGGGUUCACUUUCUAACCCAUUUAUACUAACUCUGCCAAAAAAAAAAAAACCACUGCCUUCUCUUCCUUUUACUUUCAGUAAGUAUCAGACAACUUUACCAUACCUGAGUCCUUUGGUGUUGAAGUUAUCAUGGGAGAACCUUAUGUCCAUCACUCAUUACUAAAAGCCAAUUCUUCAGACACUCAGCAAGGGUGUUACCAAAAUCCCCUAGCGUUUUGAGUCUCUUCUCUAGAACAUCUGAGAUGAGGGUGCUAGAAAAACUGGGAUGGAGUUGGGUAGAAGGCACUACUUUCUUUCCAUACUUACAAAUGAUGGCUUUUUGUUCAAAACAGAAAUAAUCAAAGUCCAAACACAAAAUACUUAUUACGGCCACUCUAAUCUCAUUACUGGUUUAAGACAUAUUCCUAGAAUUUCCAUUUUAAAAAUCUCUUGACCUUUGUAAAAUUCUGCAAGACAUAAAGGAAAACAUAAACACCAAGGGACAGAAAAACUUGUCAACUCUCGGAUGGAAUUCUGUGAUCCAAAAUCAGGCCAGAUUUCAAUCAAAAUCAGGUAAAUUCCAAUAACAGUCAAGAGUCUUUGUAAGGUUUCUGUUCUGUUAACUCCAAUCAGAUAUCAAAGGCUUCAAGGCUGCAGCUGAAUCUCUGAAAGGCCUUGUGCUUUCAGCUUUAUGUUUUGCAUUUUCUAUUUCCUAAGACAGUGUUUCCCAAACUUGACUACACAUUAGAAACACCUGGAGAGCUUUUCAAACCACCAAUGCCAAGAUCACAUCUCAUACCAACUACAUCAGAAUAUCUUGGGCUCCAGCCUCACAUCAGUUUUUUAAAAUAUCCUUAGGUGAUUCAAACUAAGUUUGGAAACUGCUGAGUUCUUCGUAUCUCCACUCUGUCUUAAUUUUUUUUCUUUCUUAUUUCACUUUCAUUAAAUAGAAAAACACAAGAAAAAUUGUCUAAAUUAAAACAAACAGCCAGAUCAUAUUUUUUCAUAUAUUCAUCUCAUAAGAAGUAUGAAUGUGAAUAUAAUUCAUAUUGGCUUCAUACUAACUCUUGGGCCGAACUAGUUCUAAAUAUGAAAAAGUGAAACGUUCCUCCUCAAGGAGUUCUUAGGUCCAAAUUUAUACUCCCCCGCAGUCCUGCUUUUACACUCAAGGAGAAUGAUUACAGUGGAGCAGGCAAAUGUCUGCUUAGUCCAAAGAAGCAUUCCAAAUUCCAAGAACAAAAAUGUUAAUGUUCUUUAAAAUCUUUGAAAAUAAAGAAAAAAAGGUACUGUGCAUAUCUAGGGUAUGCAAAAUAGAAGGUAUGAUCCAGAGCAGUUUUAAAUUUAAUCAAAUGAACAGACAAUUAGCUAAUACAGGGAUCUCUUUACAAGAAAAAAAAAUAAUUAUUAUGGAUUAAAUCAUAAUCACUGAAAAGGUUAAGAGGAGAGACAUAAAUAUAUAAUACCAAAGUCUCAAGAAAAUUACUACUGAAAUCAUCUCAUCACUUACUCAAGGAAAAACACGAAUAUUCAUGACAUUGACUUCCUGAUGACUAGUUUUAUUCAAGUAAGUAGCUGUAGUUUUUUGUUUCCUGAAAUCUUACUUUAGUAAAAUCUAGAGAAUCUCAUUUAGAACAUAAAUCAUCGAAAGUAUCAAUGUGUUCACCGUGCCAUAUGUUUACAUUUCCUUUGCCCGAAUUAAGUAAUGUAGACCAAGUCCUGCUAUGAUGAAUUGAACCUUAAAAGUCAAGAUUUUUUUUUUUAAAUCAAGUGUAGAACCAAAGGUUUAUUUUGCAUGAUGUUUAUAUUUUUGGACUUCAGAAAUUAACACUUAUUUUAUACCUAUCAUACCUUGUGUGUCAAUAUCUAUUUUUUUACUUCAUACUUUAUUGCUUAGUAGAAAAAAAUCUUCAUAGAAAAAAAUUAAAAUGAGUCAACCCACCAAGUGAUAAUAACAAAAUACCCAAACCAAUAAUUUAGAAACAUCUAGUAAAUUAGAAUUGGGUUUCUAAAUUUGGAUAAUUAAUAGCUUAGUGAGAAUUAAAAUCAGCCCAACAUUACUCAGAAGGAAUGAAACAGCAGUGGGAUUAGAUAUCAGUGUUCUCACCUUUGAAACUUCUGUCUCUUCUUAAACUGCUCUAUUUCUCUCCUACCCCAUUAAUGUAGCUAGAAGACCACCUUUAAUUGCCACAAAAUAUAAUUCUCCUAGAUGACUAUCCACACCCAUCUACUCCUGCCCAAACCUGGUAUCAUGCCAAACCACACUGUGUUCGGGUGACAGCACCCAAAAUGCUGCUGGAAAGCUACCUCGUGUUAAGAAAACAUUGACUUCAAAAACAUCUAACAAAUGAGAACAUAUUUCCAAACCACAGGUCCUUAACUUUCUAACGGUGGAUGGAAAUUAAAUUAUAGCUAUGCAUUGAUAAUAGCUAUGCAAGAAAUUACUUUUAGUUUUACUUAAAAGCUUUUUUAAAACUCUUCCAAUGGUGUAGAUUAGCUUUUCAGAAAUAUUGCCACAAUAUAAUUUUCAAUUUAUGUUAAUUUUUGCUCUAUUUCUAAAUGACUGUUUUAUAGUUCUUUCUAGGGCAACUAGGUCACAAUCUGAAUCCAUGGGGAUGGGAAAUUUUCCAGGGUGCCCUUGAAGAAUGAGGGUCAAUAAAGAAAGUUAGGAUUUUCAGUGAACUAUCUUUGAUUCAAAGCUACAAAGAAUCAUAAAGUUUAUUAUUGUUCUGCAACUCCAGUCCUGUCCCAGAUUUCCCAAAAGUAAGUUAGGACUAAAAGUGAGCAAUGAGCCUCAAUAUUUACACAAGGCCAUGAUCAUGUACCACCCCCUCCUGGCACUCAUAUAAAUGAUCCCAGGGACUGAAACAUACCUACAAUUUAAUCUACUUGGUACUUUAUAUUUGUAGAUACAUUUUUAUAUACUGUAGAGAUACCUGUUAAAAAAAACCUAAAUUUCAGAUAUGACACUGUAAGUAAACUUUGUGAUAAACACUUUUAAGAGAAAAUAUUAAUAGCAUAAUUUAGGAAUGUUCAUAUACUUACGGAAAGAGAAAAACUAGGCAACAAACAUUCCUACCUGACAUACAACAGUUAUCUACUGGGUUUGUUAAAUUGAUUGUCAAAUCUGAUGUUGAAAUUUCACUUCAUUCUAGUGACAUUGUGAAAAUGCUCUCAGGUUAAUGAGAACAUAUCCAUAGAAAGUGUAAGGUAUCCACCAGGCUGUAUGUCUGUUUUCACCAACGUGAGAACAAAGCAAAACAAGUCCUGCUAUAAUUAGUGAAACUAUUAGGAAAAUAAGAUUUUUUUUUUCCUGACUCGAAUACCUUAUCUCUUUACUUACAGAGUAACACAUUAAAAACAUUGUUUUUACUCAAUAAAAAAAUGAGCACAGAAUAUUUUAAAAGCCAGCUUUUUCUUACAAUGUUUAUACAGAAUGCAGAAUGCACAGGUUUAAUAGGGACAGCAAUAUAUACCAUGAACACACAGACUCAUUAAUGGGACACUGCAGACUUUAUGCAUCCCCACUUCCUCUCAGUUUUAUAGGAAAGGUAAAAGAAAAUCUUAUACUUUAGCUCAUAGAGAAGAGAAAUUCAUAACCAAUCUAGAAAUGAAAAUUAAUUUGGAAACCAGAAGCUUCAAAAGUACCUAGAAUAAAACAGAACAGCUCCACAUCUUUCUCUCCCUUGUGGACUUUCCUCCUAUUUUGAGAGAGAAAUCAAGAAAAGGAAUAUGCCCCAUGUUCUCUUCACAUACGUUACUUUGUCUGAAGGGAGGGGAGAUACCAGGAAAGAGCUCUUUAAAGAAAGUAAGGCACCAGCAGGACGUUCUGGAGACUGAAAGGCAUCAACGCCACUCACGGUUUAGCACCGUCUCUCUGGAGUCACAACACACCCUGCUUUGCCAGGACAGUGCUGGCUUAUGUCUGUCAUCCCACUAUAAAUAUUAACAAUCAAUAAUGAAAAUGGACAGUUGCCCCCCUUACUCUCAAAUGUGCCCCCGUUUAGACAACGAAUUAUACAGUGACCCCAUCUUUAUGGGUCUUUGUUGAUGGCUCUUUGUUUUUUUCAUGUUGCAGACUUGGCUUUAUAGCUUAAAGUAAAGGGCCAGCCACUUCUUUCCGACUGGGGCAGGAGCAUGGGGAGCAGAGAGGAAUGCCACAUCUUCUCCUCUGAGGUGAACCCCCCCCAUCUACUCCCCAUCUACUGUCCUUUCUGGUCCUAGUUUCCCUCCCACUGCCCCUGGGCUCUGGGUCCCGAGUUCUGCCUUCAGUAGACAGAGCUAGCAGCCUCUAAGCCAGACUGCAGAAGACAGGAUGAAGGAUAGCUCUUGGGAACAUGUGCUUAGCCUGUCAGGAUCCACAGGGCAUUGUCCGGGUCUUAGAGCAUUUAUUUGCAGGUUCCUUUCUUCCUUGAACCAAGCCCCUUACACCUCAAAGUAGAAAGGACUUCCUCUGUAAAUCUUCACAUUAAAAGACACUUGGCCUUUUUCCCUUCUUCUGUGUUUUACAAAUUUUCUCAAACACUAACUCCUUUGCAUUUAACUUCACCAUGAUGGUUGCUCAUCAACUAUUCUUUAUCCCAAAUCUGCAUAUAAUCCCAUACAUUUUAUUAAUUUUAAUGUAAAAUUAUGUUAACAGUUCCCUUUUUAACAGAAAUUUCUUUUUCACUCUUCCUUCAUUCUCUUUACAAAUAUUGAGAAUUAAACGAACUUUACAGUCUCCAUUGCUAUUAACUCACAAAACUAUUCUUCAUAGAAUGUGUGAUCAGUCUGUGUUUACUAUGUACCGACUCGUAGGCCAGAAACUGAAUACAGAUAUAUAUGUAUUUUUUCAUUCUUUCCUCAAUGGGGUACACAGUCUAGUGAUCCAUUCUGCAUGUUUUAAAACUGAAUAUAACUGCACGUAUUUAAGUGCAUCAGCUGGUAGGUUUUGUCACUUAGUCAGAAUUCUGAAAAUGAAUCAUCUCUGUUCUAAACCUUGUUUCCACUAUUACUGCCAAAAACUAGACUGGGACAGUAAGCCUUUUUAAAGAUGAGUUUAACUCGAUCUAUUAUUAUUGAUACUUGAGUAAAAUAAGUUUUCAAAUAUUUUCCCCAGGAGAAAUAUAACAAGACUAUGCAAAAAUUUAAAAAGAAGAAAAAAUUUUAGUUAGAGGUACAGAAGGAGCUUUAAAACUGGAGUUGACAAAUUCACCUACUGAUUUAUGAUGUUAAUGAGCAGAAACCCACAUUUUUUAUUUACUUGAAAAUAUUUUGGUUAGCUAUUUCUAUUUUCUGAAUACGCUUGUGUUUAUAAAAUUAAAAAAUCUCCUUAACUAGCCUUACCUAUACCUAUAUUUUUUGCGACAAAUGAUUCACAAUGAAGUAUAUAUACUUUUUUCAAAUGUACAUUUAAUUUUGAAACUUGGCUUUUUCUAUGAUAAUUCAUAAGAGAUCUUAGGGCUUACAGGCAGCAGAUAAGUCUAUGUAAAUCAAUUCAUCAUUAUCACUGGUUUAAAUAUGUAAUAUAAUCAUCGGUAUUUUUAUUCCUGUUUCUUCAUGAGUUCUUUUUUUCCUACAUUUCUGACUGCAGUACAACCAGAUAUUAUUAUCUCUUCUCUUAAUGAAAGGCAUGCUGUCAACAAAACGCAUCUCUCAUUUUUAGACGCUAACCUCUUGCCUCUUUUCCUUUCUGUUAUUAUUGACAAUAUUUAUGUAAAGUUAGUUAACUGAGGUACCAAAAGAGAAACAAAAACAGUAUUAAACAGUGUGCAUAAAGCACUUAUUUUUGUACUGUGAGUACAAUGUUUUAUAAAACUCUGUGAUAUAUCUAAAUAUACUGAGUAAAAUCACAACAUUCAUUCACUGGGAAAAUAAUCAUUGGUUUGGAAAAUACAAUGGGCACUAUUGAGUCAUAAAUCACAGGAAAUGAGAAAUAAUGAAAUAUUGUGAUGACUAGUGUAAUUCCGGGAUGGUAAAAUAAAUGUAAUUGAAUUUUCAAGAACCAUUAUAAAGGUUUAAAAAGUA